AUGCGCGCGCACGCGGGGCCGCGCGCGCGAUGCGCGCCGAGCGCGAGAACGAUAACGCCGAGCGCGCGCGCGGGGCCGCGCGCCGCGGCGACGCGCGAUCGCGGCGGCGGGCGGGGCGACGGCUCGACGCUCGGCGCGGCGGCAACGCGUCGCCGCGGGAAGAUAACGAUCGGCGACGUCGACGACGCGAUUCGCGCGCGCGACGACGCGUCCUCGCGCGGGGCCCCGGAGAGGAUAGCGCGCGACGUCGAGGCCGAAGACGACGCGAUAGGAACCCUUCGAGCGGCGACGCGCGCCGGGGUCGUCUCCGUCCUCGCCGCGGCGUUGAUGAGCUCCGCGUGCCCGGGGCGCGCGCUCGCGGACGCAUCGGAGCCGUCGACGUCGUCGUCGUCGCUCGCGUCGUCGUCGUCCGCCGCGUCGUCGACGCCGCCGCCGGGCGACGACGCGGCGUCCACCGCGACCGCGCCGCCGCCGGAGGCUGCGGCGGGGCCCUCGGACGCCGCGAGGCUGCCGAAUCCGCCGCCGCCGCUGAGCGCGAGCGCGCCGCUGCCGUCGGAGGUGAAGAAGCAAGCCAAGGCGAUGGCGGACGACGCCGCGCGAGACGGCGUCGCCGCGGGCGGGGACGCGGGAAGGAAGGAGUCCUCGAAAGAGAAGCGCGCGAACCGCCUCGAGGAGCUCAACGUCCUCAGGGUCGAGCUCGACACGAAAGAGUUGGAGCUGCGAGAGGCGGCGCAGGAGCUCUUGCGGCGGGAGCAGACGACGGCGGUGCUGACGGAGGAGCUGGAGCUGUCGCGGCGGCUCAACGACGUGUUAUCCGCGGAGCUGAAUCGCGUCAGGGAGGAGGGCAAGCUGUCCGUGGGGCUGUGCGCGCAGGGGCUAGGGUUGCCGUGA
Micromonas pusilla CCMP1545 is the source of this 891-nucleotide messenger RNA. RefSeq lists its product as uncharacterized. Lineage: Eukaryota; Viridiplantae; Chlorophyta; Mamiellophyceae; Mamiellales; Mamiellaceae. The coding region runs from base 1 to 891 and encodes 296 amino acids. The transcript has a single exon. The record is from RefSeq and is a predicted model, not a curated record.